ACCUUUGAAAAAAAAAGUUUGAAUUUAGAAAUUUAGAAUUCAGUUAAAAUUUAGAUUCACAGUGUCAAAAUGUGCUUCGGUGUACCUGACGUUUUAUUGUCAGUUGUGAUGCAUUAUGCUGUGUUUAUGGCUUUUAAUUCAGAUAGUUUGAGCAUUGAGAUUUCUUCUCAAAAUACAGGAGAAUGACGGAAACUCAGGAUGAGUUAAAAAACAUCCAGCCAAAACCUGGCCUGCAGAUCUGGACCAUCAGUAAAAUGAAAAUGGUCCCUGUCCCGGAGCAAGCAUAUGGAAAUUUUUUUGAAGGUGACUGCUACAUUAUUCUUAAUGUGAGGAACAGCACCACACAAUCCGCUGACAUCCACUACUGGAUAGGCAACACGUCCUCUCAGGACGAGCAGGGAGCGGCAGCCAUCUAUGUGACCCAGCUGGAUAAGUGUCUCGGUGGCAGUCCAGUUCAAUACCGGGAGGUCCAGGGAUGUGAAUCAGUCAAAUUCAAAAGCUAUUUCAAGAAUGGCCUCAUAUAUAAAAAAGGAGGUGUGGGAUCAGGAUUCACACAUGUGGAGACCAAUGUGUAUAACAUUCAGCGCCUGCUUCACGUCAAAGGAACCAAACAUGUGACUGCAAAAGAGGUGGAGGUUUCCUGGAGCAGUUUUAAUCUAGGGGACAUAUUCCUGCUGGACUUGGGAAAAACAAUUAUACAAUGGAAUGGUCCUCAAAGCAACAGACAAGAAAAAUUAAAGGCCAUUCUGCUGGCUCAGGACAUCAGGGACCGAGAGCGUGGAGGCCGGGCCCAGAUUGGUGUGAUUGAGGGUGGGCAGGAAGAAGCCUCUCCUGAGCUGAUUAAGAUCAUGACAUCUGUUUUAGGUCAGAGGACUGGACACCUGAAAGAGCCAAUCCCUGAUGAUAAACCAGACCAAAACCAGACCUCCAAUGUCAAACUGUACCAUGUAUCUGAUGCCAGUGGUCAGCUGUUGGUACAGGAAGUGGCUACCAGUCCACUGACCCAGGAUUUGCUGUUUUCCACUGAUUGCUAUAUUUUAGAUCAAGGUGGCAGCUCAGUAAUGGUCUGGAAGGGAAAAGCAGCAUCAGAUGAAGAGAGACGCUCAGCACUGAGUCGGGCGGUUAGCUUUAUAAAAGCGAAGAACUAUCCAUCCAACACAAAAGUUGAGGUUAUGAGUGAAGGAGGAGAAUCUGCCAUGUUUAAACAUCUCUUUAAGUCCUGGAAAGAAAAAGGUCAAACUCAGGGACUGGGAAUGACGCAUUCAGUAGGAAAGAUAGCUAAAGUGGAUCAGGUGAAGUUUGACGUCAUGGAGCUUCACGCUCAACCAAAGCUGGCUGCUCAGGAGCGGAUGGUGGACGAUGCCUCUGGACAUGUUCAGGUUUGGCGUAUUGAGAAUCUUGAACCGAAGGAGGUAAACCCAAGCACAUAUGGACAGUUCUAUGGAGGAGACUGUUAUCUAGUGUUGUACACCUACAACAGAGCCAACAAACCACAGUACAUCCUCUACAUGUGGCAGGGUCGCCAUGCUACACAGGAUGAGGUGACGGCAUGUGCUUAUCAAGCGGUGAAUUUGGAUAACAAAUACAAUGGAGCCCCAACGCAGGUCAGAGUGGUCAUGGGAAAAGAGCCCAGACACUUCCUGGCCAUCUUUAAGGCCAGACUCAUCAUUUUUGAGGGUGGGACCGGCAGACCGGGUGUUGUGAACCCUGAUCCUGAUCCUGGUGCCAGACUCUUCCAGGUCAGAGGGACACAUGAGAUGAACACCAAAGCAACAGAGGUGCCCGCCCGAGCCGCCUCUCUCAACACCAAUGACGUCUUUCUGCUCAAAACUCAUCAGAUUGUCUUCCUGUGGUAUGGCAAGGGCUGCAGUGGAGACGAGAGGGAGAUGGGAAAAGCCGUAGCUGAUUUGCUUUCUGAGCAGGACAAGCAGAUUGUGAUGGAAGGACAGGAACCAGCUGCCUUCUGGGUGGCUUUGGGAGGGAAAGCUCCAUACGCCAGUGACAAGAGGCUGGAGAAAGAAGUGGCACUCCACGAGCCUCGUCUGUUUGAAUGCUCCAAUCAGACGGGCCGAUUCCUUAUGACAGAAGUGGCUGACUUCACUCAGGAUGACCUGGACGAGGAUGAUGUCAUGCUUCUAGACACCUGGGAGGAGAUUUUCCUUUGGAUUGGCAACUCAGCCAACCAGUACGAGACACAGGAGUCAUAUAACAGUGCAGCGGACUAUCUUAAAACCCACCCAGCGGGACGGGACCCUGGGACACCCAUCACCAGUGUUAAACAAGGCUAUGAGCCACCCACCUUCACUGGCUGGUUUAAUGCUUGGGAUGCUCAUAAGUGGAGUGGAGGCCUUUCAUAUGAGGAGAUGAAAAGCAAGCUGGGUGAUAUUUCGCAAAUCACUGUGAAUCUCAACAACACAAGUCUGAAUAAGAAGACAGAAGGAGGUGGCGGGAGCUACAGCGCUCCUGGAGGGCCAGGAAAUAUAAAAUCUCAUAAUCAGAGGAUGUCCUCCUCCAUCUCCAAUGCACAUGUGGACCAGUCUCCCAGCAGAGCAAAGCCUUCUGGGAUGCUUCAUUCUGAGCAGCUUGGUAAAACUCCUCAACAUCAGCAGCCUCAAGGAGUGAACCCUGAAAAACAAGAGGAAUAUUUGACUGUUGCAGAAUUUGAGAAUCUCCUCGGAUGCACCCGAGACAGUUUUCAGCGGCUGCCUAAAUGGCGUCAGAAUGACCUUAAAAAAAAGGCAGGACUGUUUUAAGUUGGUUUUGAUGUAAUGAGAUACAAUCUGAUCUUCAUAUUUAUAUGUAUUUUGGCCUAGAAGAUGGUCACCUAUAAAAUGUUUUGACUCAAAAGCUAACAUGACCUAAUAGAAAUGCUUUGUAAAUAUCUUACACAGAACAUCAGAAUUAUCCCAAUAAAAUAACUUUAUCAGUUGCAUGCAGUAAAACAUAUCUAAAUGACUUUCAGGGCUAAUAAAAACACAUUGUAUGCCAAGAAA
Carassius carassius (crucian carp) is the source of this 2993-nucleotide messenger RNA. RefSeq names its product villin-like (gene vill). The transcript has 19 exons. The coding region runs from base 183 to 2753 and encodes 856 amino acids. Gene Ontology annotation, biological process: actin filament severing; barbed-end actin filament capping; actin polymerization or depolymerization. Gene Ontology annotation, molecular function: actin filament binding; phosphatidylinositol-4,5-bisphosphate binding. The record is from RefSeq and is a predicted model, not a curated record. Lineage: Eukaryota; Metazoa; Chordata; Actinopteri; Cypriniformes; Cyprinidae. Gene Ontology annotation, cellular component: actin cytoskeleton; cytoplasm.